Messenger RNA from Mercenaria mercenaria, 1733 nucleotides. RefSeq names its product growth hormone-regulated TBC protein 1-A-like. NCBI's taxonomy places the organism in Eukaryota, Metazoa, Mollusca, Bivalvia, Venerida, Veneridae. The record is from RefSeq and is a predicted model, not a curated record. The transcript has a single exon. Bases 131 to 1144 code for a protein of 337 amino acids.
CUCCGAGUAAAUUGUUUCCGUGCAUUGCACCGGCUAGUGGGCGGGGCCACAGAGUAACAGAUGUAGUCGAUUAUUUAUACCCAACUCAUGCAAAUAAUUUUUAUUGAUGCAGACACAUCAUCAGUGAGACAUGUCGGACAAAAUUGCACAAAGUGAUAUAGAUGGUUAUGGGUUUAAUAUUUCUAAAUCAUUCGAACAUACAGUUUACAGUGAAUUUGUGUCCGAAUAUCUUCCAGUAAUGACCAGGAGAGCAAGAAGAUGGCAGCAGGUGAUUGGGAACAAGAAUUCCAUAGCAAAAUCGGGAACAGUGAAGAGAUUUUGUAGAAAAGGGAUUCCGUCUGCUGAACGCCCCAAGGCAUGGAUGUGUCUAAGUGGAGCCAAUGAGAGAAUGAAGAACAACCCACACCUUUAUCAACAAAUGCUUGAAAUGGACCAUAAUAAAGAACUUGUUGAUACAAUCACUCUGGAUAUUCACAGAACAUUCCUAGACAAUAGAUAUUUUGCUAGCAACCAGAGUGCCACAAGUUUACAGAAACCGCUAUUUAAUAUUUUAAUAGCUGUAGGACAUCGAAACAGGACUAUAGGUUACUGUCAGGGGAUGAACUUUGUGGCUGGGUUGCUGUUGCUGGUAAUGAAAGGCGAGGACAGCUAUGAAGAGAAAGUAUUCUGGCUUAUGGAUACCUUGAUAAACAAUAUUCUUCCGGAAUACUUCCAUCCAGAUAUGCAUGCUGUAAAACUUGACCAAGAAGUGCUUGGUGAACUUGUCAGAUGGAAGGCUCCAGACAUUUAUCAUCAUCUUGAACUUCAAGGUUUGUCAUGGUGUCUAAUAGGAAUGAAAUGGUUUAUCUGUCUUUUUGCUGAUGUGCUACCUGUUGACACUGUGUUACGUAUUUGGGACUGCCUUUUUAAUGAAGGCCAAAAGAUUUUGAUGCGUGCAUCUCUAGUGAUAAUUCUCAGUAACAGAGAUAAAAUUCUCAGGUGUACAAACUUUAGUGAAGUCACUGAUCUCUUUAAGGAAACGGUUCUGGGGAAAGAGAGUCUUCAUUGCCACUCAUUCUUACAUAGCAUGUUUAAAGAUAUUGGAUCUUUACCCAUGGCUAGAAUCAACAAACUAAGACGUCUGUGUGAAAGUAAAGUGGUAUAGAAAACCUCAUUAUAGACACUGUGCUCUAGUCAUUUGGUUAAAUUAUUCUAUCAAGACUUUAAAAGAAAUUAAGUGUAUAUUAGUACAUAUCAGCUAUCAGCUAGCUCUAUUUGGAAGGAACAGCUAGUUCAACUAUUGUCACCCUGAAUUAAGAUCUGAUUAUAUGACUGUAAAUGUGGUAUCAAAGUCGGAGAGUCACAAAACAACUUUUAUGUACGCAGCCUGUCCAAAACAAAGCCCUAGAACAGUCACUGUGUUUAUAUGGAUGUGUUUACACAAGAAAUCUAUAAACAAAGUAAACAAAUAGGAAACAAGGAUAAAACAAGAAAAGAUCAGUAUAUUUCAUUGGAACAGUCAGUGGCAAAAACACCACUGGGGGAGUUUAAACUAUUUGUGUAAAAACCCUUCCUCUUAAUCUGCACAUUGUAUCAGUUUAUAUAUUUUUUUUUUUAAUUUUGAUUGCUAUGAACUCUCUAAUAUAUUAUAACGAGGGUCUUUCAGAUAUUUUUUAUUCGUUUUUAAAGCCACCAUCAUAUCUUACAUAGUUACGUUUUUAGUUUAUACUAAUUUGUUUUAGCUCGAUUGUGAU